Molecule: messenger RNA, 3917 nt
Organism: Erpetoichthys calabaricus (reedfish)
Lineage: Eukaryota; Metazoa; Chordata; Cladistia; Polypteriformes; Polypteridae
Product: genetic suppressor element 1-like
Exons: 15
Coding region: 356-3271 (971 amino acids)
Source: RefSeq, a predicted model, not a curated record
GAACUCAAUCCGAUUUGAGAGAUCAGAUAAUCGGCUGCUGCUUGUUCAGGUUGACAAAGCCAAAAAGGGGAAACUCCACAGUUGCAGCAGAUGGCGGUUUUGCGUGUGGUUGAUUAUUUCUUCACUCGGCGUUCGCCCUCUGAGUGCAAAUAAAGAGAGAGCGAGGGAGCGAGAAAGAAAGAAAAAAAGAGGAGAGAAGCCGAGGCGCUUCGACCAGCCAUUUGUGCACAGGAAGUGAGUUUCCUCAUCUUUGAUGUGCUUACUAAAAUUGCAGAAAAAAAAGAGAACCCAUUAAACAGAGCGAUGCGCGACUGCGAACGCCGGCACGCCGAACUUCUUCUUACCGACUUCGCCCAUGGCGUCCAGUUACACGGCUCUCUAUCUGCAGAUGAAGCUUAAAGACCCCCGGAGGCUCCUCCAGAGGGCAGCAAACGAUGUCCCGUAUGGCGGUGAUGCCGCUCUGGCACAGACCCUCGCCUUCAAAAGCAGCCCUCCAGGUAACAAUCCCAGCGUUCCUUCAGGCGGCAGUCAGAAAAUGAGAUCAGCGCCCGUUGUCACCAUUGCACCUACUAAAGCUGCGUGUGACCUCUGGAGGAGUGCAGAGAAGCAGCCAUUCGGAUUCAGACCCUCUCAGGAUCUUUCGGGUUCUCCAGCUUAUCUCCUAAAAGAAGAACAAAAGAAUGGAGCCUCUCACUACCUGCAGAGGGGCGUGGGGCCUGAACCAGCAUUCCCGGCCAGUAUGGGACUGUUGAGGCCUGGACAGCAUGACGUUUAUCCAGGAAACAAAGCAGAUGUUUACCCAUCUGGAUUUCAUCCAUACCUCAGCAAGGAUGCCAUUCGGCCAGUGCCCACCUACCCAAACCUGUCGAUUGACCUAAAUGCUGCUUCUUAUUAUUACCCUGGCUUUGUGCCCCACCUGCCAAUGCCGUCCUCCCUCUACAGCCACUAUGAGGACCCUUACUACUUGUCUAUGCGGUCACCUUGUGCCCAGUUGCCUGAGAAAUCCAACUUCUGUCCUGGACAAGCUGCGGGUCUGCCACUCAACAGGAAGUCAGCAGAUGACUCGGAGAAGAGCAAAGCUGUGCGAUUUGGACGGCAGCAGAGCGGCUGUGAUGGGACUAGAAACAAAGAAGAGCAACAAAGGAGCAGAACGAGGGGUGGUAAACAGGAACGGCCGGCCCACCAUUUGACGCGGGUGACGCUGGGAAGCCAGGAGUCGUUGAUCGAUAAGGAGCAGCAACUGAAGGACACCACUUGGGAGAGCAGCUCUAGAAGAAAGAGAGAAGGAAGGAACGACAAACCGCGUGAUGACACCAACUCGCUGCCACCGCCCAGGCCAUGUUUCCUGAGACAGGACUGCAGCAGGUCCCCCUAUGUCUCCCCUUUUCUCUAUAACCCUUUGCACUUGGAGGAGACGCUGCCUUUUGAUCAGGUAGCAAAGAAGUGGAUGCAUCCUCCCAUGGCAGAAGCAUUCGAUCAUUUGUCCUUCGGGAGGAGAUUUACCGUGACAGAUUUACAGAACACCUCAGCCGUCACUUUGUCCCCCUCGUCCCGACCGCCGAAUUUAGCCUUCCACUCCUCCUUACACCACCAUGCAGAAGGGGGUCCUACCGGUAAGAUGACACCUCAUGAACGGGACGGCCAGCCACCCAGCAGAAGGGACAUCCAGAGCCACCUUCAGAAGCAUUUGAACAAAAAGGGGUUGGCUGCUUCUGGAGGACAGAGCUGUGCAGUCAGGCCUUUCAAAAGUGAUGUGCAGCCAAGCGGUCACAAUUUAAAUUUGUCAUCAGCCGCAGCUUAUUCCUGGGAUGUCCUGAGGAAAACCACAGAAGCUUCCGGGGGUCUAGACUUCAGCUGGCAAAUCAAAAAUGAAAGCAAGUCGGCCAAACCACACAGCAUGGUGGACGAUGGCCAGAGCCCUGUGGAGGUGCAGGCACCGCCGCCUCCGAAUCUCAGCAGGGAUGCCAACAGUGCUCAUGCCGGGCAGGAAACGGACCCAAGUGGAGCUUACGGAAACCAAAGGAGUGGUCUUCACAAAUCCCAGGAGCAUAAUAAAAGUCUGGAUGCCCCCCAAGAAGAGUGUUUGGAUUUGUCCAUUAAUCCCCCGGCAGGACAUUCAGAUUUCCAAAACAGUUCUUUGCCCCAAAGCCAAAGUUUGCCAAAGACUGAAAGUGCAGAGAAUGGGCUGGGUGACGGUGAGCCGGUGACGUUGGGAUCUGCACAAGAACGGCUCGACCCUUUAGAAAGCAACAAGAAGCCGGCAAAAUGUCGAGGCUCAUCCUACCACUGUGACUACUCUUCAAGUGGGACCUACAAGCAGAGGAUGAGCAAACUGAUCAGGAGGCUGGCGAGGCAUUCACCUCUUAAGCUGGGCAGCACCCCUGGGAAAAUGGUAUUUCUGGAGCUGCUUAACCUGACCAGGAGAAAAGAACUGAGGCUCGAACAGUGGAGGAAGAGGAGGCCGCUACGAAGGAGCCACAAUUCAGUCAUACGACCAGCCGAGAAGAUGAAGAAGGUCCUGUGCCAGCAAGAAAGACAGCGCCUGCUGGAUCAAACUGGUGCCAUGAACCCUGAGGAGAAGCAACAGUUUCUGGCCAUGUUUGACCUGAAGCCGCUCUCUCCGCAUCAGAGACGAGAAAAAGCUCCAAACAGCAGAAGCCUCUCCGUGUCUUCAGCCAUCGGCCACAAUGAAGCUCCGUUUCAAAGUGAGGAGACGCACACUGUGGACGUGGAGCAGCAGAGCCAGUCGGCAAAUGGUGACGGAGCAGCCACUGAGGAGCCACCUCAAUGGAUGACCACAAGUAGCCCCUCUGGGAGAACAAGCGUGGCGAGCGACAGCGGGCCCACUGUGCAUACGUACACCAGCUCUCAAUUUCCAGUUCAGGUACAGGAAGUGAAUGGAAGUCUAGAUGUCAGCUGUACAGGUGAGCACGUUAGGAUUCAAAGUGAGAGCAGCAUGAGUGAAGAGGAGGAAGAGGAGGAAGAAGAGGAGAAGGAGGUGGAAAUGGACGGGCAAGCCAAGUGGCAGGGAAUUGAUGCCAUAUUUGAGACCUACAGAGACUACGCAGAAGAAAGAGACCUGGAGAAGGACAUUCUCUUAGAGCAGCUAAGAUUCCUGAAAGAAAAGAAUGAAGAGCUGCAUUUCAGAGCAAAUAAUCUCAGCUCCCACAUACAGGGUCUAGAAGAAAACAGACAAAAGCUGAAUUACGAACGAGAACAUCACCUGGCCUCCCUGGACUUGUUAAAAAAGAAUAUUAUUUUCUCUCUGUGAACAACGGUCUCAUGAAAAUAAAACUGAAUGGACUGACGUGCACAUUUUAGCCAUUGAACAGAAGGAUGACGGACAGCCACGUGCAGUUACAGUGACCAACCAAUCCAGAAUCUGCAUCUGACCGACAGCUUUGACUUAUGAUAACCAUGAAGGAAUGCGUGUGACAUGCAGCUGCUCAUGUAUCUCUCAAAGGCAGUCCACGUUAUUGUAGGGCUGCACGGACCUCGGGAGGCAUUCUGGUGUUCAAAGUGAGCAGCAGGUGACACAGAAAGAAGGGAGGAAUGAGUGGGGACGACCGUGACGGUUUGUCCUGCUGACCUGACUGCAGGAACUGGAAGAACAAUUAGGCAGUGCAGCCCCCUAGUGGUCACAGUGUUGGAAACUAAAUCGCUUUUAAUGUUUUUUAUCCUUAUUAAGUGAAAUUUCACUUAUAAGCUUAUAUAUAAUGAGUGUGAGUGUGUGUGCUUUAUGACAGACUGGUGUCGCACUCGGAAAGAAAUCACGAUGGACACCAUUUUAUUUUUUUACUCUGUUUUGGGAAAGUGUUGUAGUGUUUUUUGCUCCUCUGUAUUUUAUAUUUUUCUGUUUUUUUGCAAUUUCUGUUUUGUGUUUUGCAUAGCCAAUGAUUUAACUUUGGACUCCUUUU